GUUGCAUUAGGUCUCAUUCCAUUUGAGAGGGAAAUCAAUCAAUCUUCAGCGAUGGGUAAAUCCAAAGACGAUCACAAGCUCAAGAGAUCCUCUUCUUCUCCGCGAGAGCUUUUUUGACGGCAGAUUUUCGUACAGAUGAAUCGAGAAGCAAAAGGCGUAGAAGUAAGGACGAUGAUGAUAAGGAACACAAGUCUAGUAAGAAGCAUAAAUCUCAUACUUCUUCCAAGCACCAUUCUCGUAAAGAAAUCUAGUGGGAAGCGCAAGCAUAAAGGCCACAAGCAUGAUAAACUUCCAAAGAUGGAUAUCCAAGAAUUGACUGAUGAUGAUUACUUCUCCAAGAACAACGAGUUCUCAACAUGGCUAAAAGAAGAGAAGAAAAAGUUCUUCGCGGAUCUAUCUUCGGAUGCUGCACGGAGUCUGUUUAAGGAAUUUGUGGCAGAAUGGAACAGCCAGGAACUCGAACCCCAAUACUACGAUGGAAUUGCAAUGGCCCCACGGACAUCACAUAAGUGGAACAUCAAAAAGUAAAGUAGUAGUAUAAGUUUAGUGUUUGUAACUGAACUCGUCGUGUUAAGCAAGAUCGGGAUGCAUGAUGAUAAGCUAUAGGUCUUCCAACAAUCACAAGUCAUGUACAGGCUUGCACUUGGCCUUCAAACAUAUGUGUCUACAAAAAUGCUCAGUGCGGCUUCAAUUUAUGUUUUGGUUCUUAUUCUUCUUUUA
Messenger RNA from Salvia splendens (bonfire salvia), 720 nucleotides. RefSeq names its product splicing regulatory glutamine/lysine-rich-like protein (gene SCI1). The record is from RefSeq and is a predicted model, not a curated record. The coding region runs from base 136 to 528 and encodes 130 amino acids. NCBI's taxonomy places the organism in Eukaryota, Viridiplantae, Streptophyta, Magnoliopsida, Lamiales, Lamiaceae. The transcript has 4 exons.